Messenger RNA from Bufo bufo (common toad), 3060 nucleotides. Its product is annotated as NF-kappa-B inhibitor zeta-like. Gene Ontology annotation, biological process: regulation of gene expression. The coding region runs from base 66 to 1985 and encodes 639 amino acids. NCBI's taxonomy places the organism in Eukaryota, Metazoa, Chordata, Amphibia, Anura, Bufonidae. The transcript is spliced from 12 exons. Gene Ontology annotation, cellular component: nucleus. Gene Ontology annotation, molecular function: POU domain binding; DNA binding. The record is from RefSeq and is a predicted model, not a curated record.
UGCAGUGUGCGUGUCUAGUAGUCACAUUAUCACGGUAGAGCUCCGGCUCCGCUCUCUCUGCAGUCAUGAUCCUGGAGCGAUUAAUCGAGGACUCCACGGAGUUACUGGAUCAAGAGUGGAUCAACAGCCCCAUGAAUCUUGGAUACUUCUAUGGCGGCUCUCCCAGCUCGGACACUGCGACCUCUCCUUCUCACUCCAUCUCCUCUGGCCCCUGCUCCCCUACGUCUGACAGCGAGGGCAGCCUGAGCGCCUCCUGGCCCCGCACUAAGAAGGCUGGACAAGCCAGUGCGGCAGGACGUCCGCCAAAGGGAAGCUUUCAGGGGGUUCGAGUAAAGAAUUCAGUGCGGGAGCUCCUUACCCAGAUGAGAAAUAAGACAGGCCAGGAAAUAGAUGAUUUCCAGAAAUGCAGAAGCCAAGAUCCUUACACUGAACUAAAGAACAUAUUGAGCCAGAAACGGGCCAAUGAUUUCAUAUUGGAUGCACCAGCUGCAAAGAAAGUCUGCAUCUACCAGUCCAGUUCUUUCUUGACCCCACCAAGUACUCCAAACCCUGGUGAAAUCAUGGAUGAUGCCACAAAAAAUGAGAUGAGUGGAGACUCGGCCUUAGACCUGCUGAGUUUAAUAAACAUAAAGAAUGAGUCCCAGCCGGUGUCCUUAAACACCGUACGAGUAGACUGGAACAUGCAUACACAAGGACAGUAUUAUCAGCAAGCAGCUCAGAGCUUCUCGCCUCCUCAGGCGUUCAAUGGCUCGUCUCCACAGCAUACAAAUGAUCAGUACCAGAUUGGAGUCCCUCAGAAUGUUUCUCCACAGUGUGCUGGAGACUAUAACACUUACACUCAGUCUGAAGAUUAUCAAGAGAUCCUUUGUUCCAAUGAUGUCUUUAACAGUUGCUCCAUAGACAGCUACCUGUCUCUUAUUGAAUCCACCCCUGCCGAGUCAGUCCUUCCAGGCUUCAGCUUGCCUGCAGAUCCUCCUUGCAAUCAGUUUUUAAAUCCUAAUGUCGCCCAGCCAACUCCAAAUGUUUCCCCGCCAGCAUCGUGCCAUGUAGAGGUCAAUCAGACAAGCCCAUUUCAGGUUGGAAAAUCAUUCUUUCAGUGGCAGAUAGAACAAGAAGAAAAGAAACUGGCAAAUGUGUCUCCUGAGCAACUUCUCUCUAAAGAUGCAGAUGGUGAUACAUACCUCCACAUUGCAGUUGCACAAGGAAGACGAGCCCUGUCUUAUGUCAUUGCACAGAAGAUGGCUUCCGUCCAUAUGUUAGAUAUAAAAGAACAUAACAAUCAGAGUGCCUUGCAAGUAGCUGUAGCUGCCGACCAACACCUGAUUGUUCAAGACUUGGUCAGCCUUGGAGCACAAGUCAGCACUACAGAUCACUGGGGACGUACACCGAUCCAUGUGUGUGCUGAAAAAGGAUACUCUCAAGUGCUGCAGGCAAUCCAAAAAAGCGCAGCAGCUAUCAAUCAGAACCUGGAUGUGGACGUGACUAAUUAUGAUGGUCUGACACCAUUGCAUUGUGCUGUAAUUGCUCACAAUGCUAUUGUUCAGAGACUGCAGUUUGGUGCACCUGCAAGAGAUGAUCUACUGAUGAAGAAUAAGGCCAUGGUCGACACAGUUAAGACUCUUCUUCAAAUGGGAGCUUCAGUAGAAUCAAGAGAUCGAAAAAGUGGAAGAACGGCCCUCCACUUAGCUUGUGAAGAAGCGAACCUUGAACUGAUGAGUCUUUUCUUGGAGUUGCCAAACAGUUUGCAUUUCAUUAAUGCUAAGACCUACAAUGGAAACACGGCAUUACAUGUUGCAGCAAGCCUACAGAGUAGAAGAGCCCAUGUAGGGGCUGUACGACUGCUGAUGAGGAAGGGGGCUGACCCUAGUGCUAGGAACCUAGAGAAUGAGCAACCUGUGCACCUUGUUCCGGAUGGAGCAGUAGGCGAAGAGAUUAGACGGGUUCUGAAAGGAAAAGCAAUGCAGCAACGUUCACCGUCGUAUUAGGCUCCAUUUUUAGACUCACGCCAGUUAGGCUGUCUUUAUUAUGUAAAUAGGUUUGUCCAAAGUAAUGGGCAAAUGGAAGUUUGUUUCUAUGAAACUGUAUGCAAUUGUUCACUAUUAUAUAGUGACCCUAAUUCAUCCCAGCAAUAAAGUCCCGGUUCUUCUUUUUCUCGUUCCUUUAGUGAAUUUGGAGCGAUAUCUCUUCAUCUUGUAUUUUCUUUAUGUAACCAGCAACAUAUAAACUAGUUCUGGGGGCUGUAAACAUGUGCAACCCCCAUUUUAACGCUGGUCAUUUUAUUUAUUUUUUACUCUGGAUAAAGAUUAUUUUAGUAAGACUGGUAUUAUUUAUUAAUAUUUAGUUUGCAAAUUGAUUUGUGUUUUCAGAAUUAGUUGGAAAUAUGAUGUGCCUACAAUUAAGGGCUAUAGUUCUACAGCAUAAAACACAUGGCUUAGUUGGUAUGCACAUGAUAAGUAUAUAGUUGACUUUAGUUUUUUCUUUUUCAGUAAGACUUCAUGCCCACAACCGUAUUUUCAGUCCCCUUCUGAACCCCAUUUUGCAGAUCACAUACAAACUUGUUUAUUUGUAUGGGACCAUAACAAAUGCAGACAGCAUAUGGAUGUGAUCCAUGUGCUUUCUGUAUCUACGCGUCAGAGCUGAAAAUUAUAGAACAUGUUUUAUUCCUAUCUGUUUUACGGACAAGAAUAGGCAUUUCAACAACGGGGCCCACGGAAAGUGAGGGCAGCACGCGGCCGGUAACCGCAUUUUGUGGACUGCAAAAUUGACAUGACUAUGUCCAUAAAACCUAAAACUCAUUGCAUAUUUAUCUGUUUUAUGAUUGAUCAAGCAUAUAUUAUAUGGUACUGAAGUAUAAUAAUGUAGUUAUAUCUAUAAAGUUAGACUUUUAAUGAAAUCUAAUAAGUAUUCAAGGUUUUACUCUAUUUUUACUUGUGUUAUCUUAAUAUCUAUUAUAAGCAUAAGCAUAAAAUAUUAUUGUUCAACGUAUUGUUUUAUCAAUUUAUAGAUGAAAUGAUUUAAGUUUAUCGUAUGUCUUGUAGACAAAUAUUGUAAUGUGUAUUU